AUGGCUACAAUAGCCGAAGCCCUUACUCGUUUAACUCUCCCUCCUCAAACCAGACAAAGCACCCAACAAGCUUCAACCUCAAGUAGUUUGCCCUCCCAACCUCAACCCAAUCCUAAAGGAAGCAUAAAUGCUAUUACUCUUAGAAGUGGUACUAAAUUGGAUAAGAAUGUGGCUAUACCUUCAAAGUUGAGUGAGGAGACAAACAAUGAGGAGGUAGAAGAUGAAGUGGAGGUGAUGAGGAGUGAAGAUGAAAAUGUUGACAAAGGUGAGAAAGAACCACCAAAGGUCAAGGAGCCCAAGAAAAAGACCUUGCUUGAAGAGCCUUUGCCCAUUCCAUUUCCAACCUUAGCCAAGAAAGCAAAUAAGCAAGAAGAUCUUGACCCCACUGUGGUAGAAGUUUUUGAGAAAGUUGAAGUUACCAUCCCUCUCUUUCAAGCCAUUCAACAAGUGCCGAAAUAUGCCAAGUUCCUCAAGGAUAUUUGCACUCACAAUGACAAGCUUGGAAACCUCAACAAAAAGCCGGUAGAUGAUUCUAUCUCUUGUUUACUUCCUGAAAAAUGCAAUGCAUUAUGCCACUCCAUCUAUGAAAGAUUGAACUUAGCACCCCUAAAGAGAUCUGGGGUGAGGUUUUUGUUAGCCGACAAGAGUAUUGUGUCAGUUGUGGGGAUUUCAGAGAAUGUCAUAGUCAAUAUUCAAGGGUUGCUCUUUCCAGCUGAUUUUCACAUCUUGGAGACCCCUCCCAUUGACUCAACCAACCAAUCAUCAAUACUCCUUGGACGACCAUUCUUGAAGACGGCCCGUUUCAAGUUAUACGCACACUCGGGAGUCUAUUCUUUUGAGUUGGAUGGCAAGCUAGUCAAGUUCACUUUGGAGGAGUAUGACAAGCCCAUUCUUGAAGCUUACUCUGUUUUUGGAUGCCACAUAGUUGAAGACAAAGUGAUUGAAGAUGGCAAGAAUCAAGGAAAGGAGGAUAGUGCCAAAGAGUCAAUUUCAAAGGAUCAUGUUCAACCAAAGCAAGCCAAGGAGUUGGAAAUUAUCCUCCUUGGGAAAGUUCCUAAGUCACCAACGAAGCCAUGCAAGUCCAACUUAAGACUUUAA
Molecule: messenger RNA, 1098 nt
Organism: Arachis duranensis
Lineage: Eukaryota; Viridiplantae; Streptophyta; Magnoliopsida; Fabales; Fabaceae
Exons: 2
Coding region: 1-1098 (365 amino acids)
Source: RefSeq, a predicted model, not a curated record